Molecule: messenger RNA, 1883 nt
Organism: Myiozetetes cayanensis
Lineage: Eukaryota; Metazoa; Chordata; Aves; Passeriformes; Tyrannidae
Gene: FASLG
Product: Fas ligand
Exons: 5
Coding region: 1-933 (310 amino acids)
Biological process (GO): positive regulation of canonical NF-kappaB signal transduction; extrinsic apoptotic signaling pathway via death domain receptors; immune response
Cellular component (GO): membrane
Molecular function (GO): tumor necrosis factor receptor binding
Source: RefSeq, a predicted model, not a curated record
AUGCCCUGUGAAGCAGCCAAGGAAAAAGUCAGAUGCAAAAUGGACAGUGGGAUGCAGGCGUACAAAGGCAGAGCUGGGAGCUCCCCCAGGGCUCAGCCUGGGACAACCCCGGCAGUUUUUGGCUGCCAUAUGGAGGACGACACCAAACGUGUCCAGCCCAUCCCGCUCCCGGCCAUGCAGCAGAACUUGAACUACGUCUACCCCCCGAUUUUUUGGGUGGACGGCUGUGCUGAAACAAGUACUUCCUGCCCCUCGGCACCCCCUGUUGCUCCUUUCCCACCUCCAGUACCCGACCGAAGGAGAAAGCCAGGGAAAAAUAGAGAAAGGAAGGGCUUUGACUUCCUGGUGAUCUACUUGCUGCUCCUGCUGGCCUUCACUGGAGUGGGGCUGAGCAUGUUUCGGAUUUUUCAACUGGAGAAGGAACUGGCUGAACUCAGAGAGUCUGCCAGCGCUGAGCACAUCCCUCCAGCUCUGGAGAAACUCAUAGGGCAGAAGGAGUCAAUGAAAAAAGAAGAAAGAAAGGCAGCACACUUAACAGGGAGCCCAUCUCAGCAGGGCCUCCCUCUGGAGUGGGAGCCCAUCUCUGGCCAUGCCUACACCAGUGACAUUCAGUACCGUGACCGGGGGCUCGUCAUCAACGAGACAGGGCUGUACUUCGUGUACUCCAACGUGCUGUUCCGGGGCAGUGUCUGCGACGGCCAGGUGCUCACACACAUUGUCUACAAGAGAAACCCGACCUCCCCGGGCAGCCACGUGCUGAUGGAGGACAAAGGCAUCAACUACUGCACGGGUCAGAGGACAUGGGCCCGGAAAAGCAACCUGGGAGCUCUGUUCAGUCUCAGGAAGAUGGACAGCGUGCACGUCAACGUCUCCAAAAUCGCUCUGGUUAAUUUUGAGGAAUCCAAGACUUUCUUUGGCUUGUUUAAGCUUUGAAGUGGAGUGUGGCCAGCAGCCCCCCUCACACACACACACACACGCACUCUAGGAUGUGAGGGCUGCCUGAGUGCAGUGGCCAAACUGGGGUCACACACCACGGAACUCACCAAGAAACCAUGUGUUGGCCUUCAGCGUGAGAGGGUUCAAGCCACUGGUAAAGGCUUAAAAGGGGACACCUGGGAAGCACCAGAGCUGUACUGUGUCAACCUGAAGAGAAUUGCACAUAUUCUCCUUACAAAGAAACCCCCAGCAAACUCAAAACGUGGUGUGCUGCAGACCCUAAUGAAACUCACUACUUGCUACCUGAGAAGAUGCUGGGGCCUGCAGCCCCACAUGGUGUCAUGGCCCUGGUGAGCUGGGGCCAGCAGGGACAGCUGGUGGGCAUUAUGGAGGUCCCUUGAGCCCGGACUGCAAGUGCCUGGGUUGUGCCACACUGCAGGGAGUGGUGUGGAAAUGAGUAGUGCCAACAACUGCUCACCCUGGGCCAUGGCUGCCCACCCUGCCUGGGCACUGGGCUCUGUGCCUGCUGUCCAACGGGCACCUGCCUGCAAGCCAGGCUGUUACAGCUGGUGUGUUCAUCUUGUGUUUAGUUAUCGAACUGUUCCCAUCCCAGAAAAUGCUCCUCAAGCCCUUUAUUUAACUCCUCCCAAGUACCUUGCACGGAACAUGCCAGAAGCAGUGGUGGCAUGAGGGGGGUCCUGACCCUGGAGUGGAACCAUGACCACGCUGUGGGGGUGGAUCAGGUGGGGAGGCCACGUGCUCUGCUGACAGGAUCUGAACAGCAGGGUAGUGGGGCUUAAGGUGAAAGCACCAUUUCCACCCCACCUCCUGCUCUUUCCAGAUGUGAGGAUCCCCUGUGGAUCUGCCACCCCCUUCAUGAUGCAUAUGGUGACAUGUUGGCAUCUAUCCAUGGCAUGGCUUCAGUUGAGCCCCUUGUCAUGAGAUGU